AGGCGCGCAGCCCUUCUGCAGUGACGUCAGGGUCACGGCGAAGGACGGCCAUCCCGACUUCCGCCGGGGGACACUCCGUGGUUCCGCAUGCGCAUGGCGGCGUGCGUGCGCAGUCCUGCCUGAAGGAGAUGGAUGCAGUAAAAAGAGGGAGGGGCUGCGCGCGCGCAGGGGAGCUGCUUCGUUGGUUGCCACGCGACGGAGGGGCCGCGCGCGGGAGCAGUUGGCGGUUGGCGCCGUUGCUCCGCUCCUCGCGUGUCACCAGCCCCCCCCCCAAUGCCAGCACUGCCCGCUGCCUGUGUGCUUUAACUCCUAUUUUGGAUGGGAUUUUCUUUUUCUUCAUUGUCACCCAUUGAAAUUGAUGAGAUUUUUUUUUAGGGCUGAGUUUCCAUCUGCCAUCAAAUGUCUUUCUGCCUGACUGAGAUGCACCUGUGGUCUUUGAAGAAUACCCUACAUAUUAGGGACAGUGAUAUUGGGAUCCAUCAGUACUAUGACAAAAAAGAAACAGUAUCACAAAUGAAGUAUGGUUACUUAGAAGAGAAGCAACAGCUCAUGGAAUCUCGAGAUUAUCCUUGGAUACUUAAAAACAAACGUCCAGAAAAACUGCGAGAUACCCUCAAGGAGCUGGAGGAGUUGAUGCAAAACAGUCAGUGUGUGCUGAGCAAAUGGAAGAACAAAUAUGUCUGUCAGCUCAUCUUUCAUUCAGGUGUACUGGUGUCCCUAAGCAUUUCUGGGCCUCAGCUGGAGAAAGUGGUGAUUGACAGGACCCUGGUGGGGAAGCUCAUCUCCGACACCAUCAGUGAUGCUGUUCUUACUGACAGUUUCAUCAUCUUGUCAUUUUGGGAGCAAAACAAACUCUGCUUUAUUCAGUUUACAAAGAAGACAGGUUCUCCUGAUAUAAACAAAAGACUUGAAAAACUCUCGUCCUUGGAUUUUAAGAUUUCUUAUGUUGACAUACCUGGACCAGAAAAUAGGAGGAUGAAACGUCAUCUGGCAAUAAAUUGUAUGCAAGAUAUGAUCAUUUGCUGGUGGUCAGCUACUAAUGAUGGAGCAUGGCCUUGGUCUCCUAUGUCCAGUGAAAGGAACAGAGCCAACUUAUUGCUUUUAAGCUGUGCACGUGGCAGAAUGGAGGUUUUAAGUUACAUUUGUACAGAAUGGGACCCACUUGAUGCUAGCUUUAGUGCUAAUCAGUCUUACCAAGUGCACACAGUAGAGCAUUCCAUCUCUGCAGACAAAGAGCCUAUGGCUGACAGUUGCACUUAUGAAUAUGUUAAGAACAAAAUACAGUGUGUGGCAGUCACCAGAAUACCACUAAGAUCAAAGGCCAUCACCUGCUGCAGAAACAUUGCAGAAGACAAACUGAUCCUUGGCUGUGAAGAUUCUUCCAUAAUUCUGUACGAAAUCCAGCAAAGAGUGACUCUGUUAGCUCAGGCAGAACUAUUGCCUGCCUUAAUAAGCUUCCAUCCCAGUGGUGCCAUAUUUCUUGUUGGCAGCUCUCAAGGGGAACUGCAGCUUUUUGACACAGCACUAUCACCAAUCAAAAUGCAGCUUUUGUCAGAAGAGUGUUCACCCAUGGCAACUUUGCAGUUCAGCAAACAAUUUGAUGUGUCAAGUAGUCUUAUCCAGAUGCAGUGGGCAGCUCCUCAAGUUGCAUUCCACAGCAUUGAUGGCACAGAUGUUCAUGAUAUUCUAUUACUUAGAUUUGACAAUGGACCUAUAGGAGUACUUCAGUUUAAAUUCGGUGUCAUCCCUAGAGGACAGCUGAGUCUUCUGGACAUCAUCCACCAAUACAUUCAGUAUGAUGAGAUGCAAGAGGCGAUUAAUGUCCUGAGUAGUAUGAACUGGAACACUAUGGGCCAACAGUGUUACAUAAGCUUGAGUGCCAUCGUAAAUCACCUUUUUAGAAAAAAGUUGACAGCAGAGAGAGAAGCACAGCUUGAGGCAAGCCUUGGAACCUUUUAUGCUCCAGCAAGGCCUCUGUUGGAUAUGACUGUCUUGGAAUAUCGGGAUCCAAUCAGCAGAUAUGCAAGAAGGUUCUUCCACCACCUGCUCAGGUAUCAGAGAUUUGAAAAGGCAUUUCUGCUAGCUGUUGACAUAGGUGCUCGUGACCUGUUUAUGGACAUCCAUUACCUUGCACUAGAUAAGGGUGAAUUGGCACUAGCUGAAGUGGCAAAGAAAAAGGCUAAUGACAUUGAUGCAGAAUCAAUAACUACUGGAGUUGAACGUUUGGGACAUUUUGACAGAGCGGAUACUCCAAAUGAAGCUUUUGUUGACCCAUCUUUAACACCUCAAGAGGAACAUAACUUCCCUGUUUCUGACUCAAACUUCAACCAUACAACACAGAGCAGUUCUUCUAACAGAAAAGACAGAAGCACAACGACAAAGAUGUCCAGACCAAAAGAUAAGGUGUGAAAGACAGGACUCCUGAUAAGUGCACAUGACUUCAGCAGAAGGUCUUCCAACCCACCACUAGCCACUGGUCUGAUUCUCUGAACAUAAGCCACUGAUCUGUCAAUCCACAGAAUCACUCUUAAAGGCUCUUAUUUAUAUUAUAGCAAAAGAUGGUUGUUAUGCAGGGGAUGCUAAACUCAAUGGAGAGACAGUGUGGACUAAUGCUUAAAUAGAGUGAAAUUGCAACAUACCUGUUAUAAAAGAAAAUACACUAGGUCUGGUGCCCAGCAUCUCAAAGAACAUAUGUACAUAUGCUUUGGAUAUCAGCUGCUGACCAAGGGAUCAAACCUUUUCUAGUUAUGAAAAUGUUCAGCAGCAGUAUUUGGAAAUCAGUGAAAAUGGAAAUUAUAAGAUCCCCAGCAUGAACAAGAUGGUCACCUAAGGCAACUUGUAGACCUUAAUUUAAUGGCACAAUGGGAUAUGAUCCCUGAUCCCAACAAUUGUGCAUUCUGCUGUACCAUACAUAUAUGGCAGGACACAAGAUUUUUGGGAUCAGGAAUAAAAAGUGUCAGAUCCCAUCAGCUUUAUGGUUGGUUUUUCCCAUUUUAUGAGCCAAUAAUUUGGUUGAAUGUGUGGCUGUAACAGAGACCCAUCCCAGGGGUGGCUGUGAUACUCCUGGAGCCCUCUCAGCCCUUAUCAAUCUGGCUUUCUUUGGGCAAUAUCCCCUUCUCCUCACCUGCCACACCUUGAUGAAAUGAUACUUUCCAAAAAGGGAUGCUGUCCCUAGGCUCCCCGAGCAAGAUUUCACUCCUGUGCACCAGUGUCACUGCUCAUAACGGUAACGGCUAAUUAUGGGGCCUCCAGCCUCCCUAGUAUCCACACCCUUGCCUUGUAGAUGUCACACACACUAAUCAGAUCCUAACCUCCCCUACAGGCUACAGGCUUCUGGCCCUGUUCCUCCUUACACCAGACCCUCUCUGGGCUAUGGGUACUCUAGCCACCUCAGUCUCCGGCUCUGGCCCUUCUGCCCUUCAGUCCUUCUCCUUAGAUUCUGGCCCUGUUCCUAGGCCAGUUGAGAUCCAUGGGCUCUCCAGCCCUACCUGUCUCCAGCUGCAGCCAGUCUUGGCCUUUGGCCCUUUCUGAGCCCUGGGCCCAUUCUUAAGCCAGUGACACCUAUAGCCACCCUGUAACUACCUGUUCCCUGGGCCCCCUCCAGCCCUCCACUGUUUCUGAGCCCUCUAGCCCCUGCUCUCUCUCUCUAAGGCAGCUGGGACCUCCUUACCGCCCCAUAGUUCCUUCCACAAGCCACGAGUGUUGCUUACCCCAGCUCAGAUGUUAACCAGAAGCCCUGCUGCCCAGGAACUCCUUUCUCUGUGGCCCUCAGGGCUAGACUCCCUGAUCAACUCAGGCAUGGGCUUAUAUUCUUCAAGCCAGGCCCCCUUCUGGUCAGGUGACUCUCUGAUUGGCCCCUGCCACAGCUGUUCUGACACAGUCUGCCUUCUCUUAAAGUACCAGGAGCACCAAGCCUCCUGCUACAGUGGCAUGUUACUGCAUUUAUUGCAUGAUUGACAUGUUAAUCACACUAUAAUUUAACAUUUGCCAGGAGCCUAAGUAACUUAAUAUGGUCCUUUUCCUUGUCAUUCCUUUUCUACUACCUCUUCCUAAGUUAAAUUUACCUAACCUUAGAAGUCCUUUGCUGGAGUGCAUGGAAGUGGGUGUGGUGGUACAGUCACACCCUUCUUCUGCCACAGCCUGGCCCUGACUGACCCAGGCUCAGGGGAGGUUCCAGAGCUAUUCUUGCCUUACUACAGCCAGCAGCUGCUGCUGUGUGGGGUGGUGGGCUUGACAGGGGACAGUGGCAACAUUGAGCAGGUUUCUUCUUCCCGCCCCUGCUCCAUGCUGCUCUCCCACUGUCAUCCCUGCUGGAAAGGAGCAGGCACUAAAAGGAGGAACCCAUCCUCUCCACCUCCCAUCACCCUUGUUCUCAACUGAUCCAAGCCCAGGGGAAAGCACCAGAGCCACUUCUGCCCCACUCCAGCUGGGCUGUGCAGGGAGCUGGGCUCCACUGGGAACAGAAGCAGCAGUGCACAGGUUCCUCCUUCCAGCACCUGCUUUUGGGCAGAGGGGGACACCACUGUAGGGGGGCCAGGUGGAAGGAGGAACCUGACACUGCUGUCACUGUCCCUCAAUGAGCAACUGCUCCCUGCAGCCUGUGACUGGAGCAGGGCAGGAGCAACUGGGGGCUCCCCCCACACCAGGGUCAGCAGUGUCAAUGGCAGCACCACCACUGGGAAGAUUCCUCCCUCUUUGUGCACUUGCUCGUUGCAGUGUUACCUGCCACUGUAAAGACUCCAGUCAUGCCUCACCCCCACCCUGCUGUGGUCUGAAACAUGUUGUGCCACAUCCCCUUGUAGUAAAUUCCAGAUCUGCCCAUGGUCCUUUGGCCCUUUAUCUAUAUUGCACAGGACUGCACUUGCAUUUCCACUGCAUCUGUUGAACUUCCAAAUGUAUAAAUAAUAAUUAGGACAGCAGAGAUUCAGUGAUGCUAAAUGACAGAUUAACAAACAAGAACAAAAGCAUACACAGCAGUAAGAAACAAAACAGGUCAACUGUUCUGUAGUGGAAAAGUCAUUAUUUUCUCCAGUGCUUUCUGGUAAGGAAUCACUUCUUGCUUCCAGUUAGUUUGCAGACUUCUUUUUUUUGGAGGGAGGGGAGGCAGGAGGGCUGCUUUGUGUUAGAAUAUUAUUAGGGCAGGAAUCAUAUCUUUUAUUAAACAUUAGAGUAUUACGCAAAGAAGUGCUAUUUCUUUUACUCAUACAAGCAGAGUGGGCUUUUGUUAUAUUAUUCCCAUGCAUUAACUGUGCUAUUAAGCGGAUUGUAUCAAGAACAAAAUGAGUGUUUCACACCUAUUUUUUAAUACAGAAAAUUAUAUCUGAGAUCUUCAAAGCAAUGUUAAGGAUGUGGAUAGACUGUGCUUCUAAACUAUACUGAACAGUGGCAUAACUAGAGGGAGGUGUUAGUAGCAACUGUCUUGGGGACCAGCUUUGGGGAAUGGAGGGGAGCAGCUGCAGCUGGUAGCCACAUGUUCACGUUCAUCAUCAUGGUAGCAACCAGAAAUCGCUGUUUCCACUUUGCCCCAGGCACCCAGCCACAUCUCUGCACUGCUGAUACUGAGAGUUUGUUGCCUGGUAAUAUUUUGGAUGUGUAUGCUGCUGCAUUGAUAUAUUCAAAAAAUUUUAAAUAUAAUAAAAGCACAAGUGGCCAUGCUUAA
Alligator mississippiensis (American alligator) is the source of this 5659-nucleotide messenger RNA. RefSeq names its product WD repeat containing planar cell polarity effector (gene WDPCP). The transcript has 17 exons. The record is from RefSeq and is a predicted model, not a curated record. Gene Ontology annotation, cellular component: axonemal basal plate. Lineage: Eukaryota; Metazoa; Chordata; Crocodylia; Alligatoridae. Gene Ontology annotation, biological process: establishment of protein localization; nervous system development; cilium organization. Bases 400 to 2409 code for a protein of 669 amino acids. Gene Ontology annotation, molecular function: protein binding.